AUGCUCGACCAGCUGGCGGGCAAGCCAAGCCCGUCCUGGCGCCGCUCCCAGGUCCGCUGGCCUCCUCAUCUCAUCUCGGGCACCACAUCGCCUGACCGCGCGCUCACACCCUCUUGGGGCUCACAGGUCGGCCUCGUCCUCCUCUUCUGGAUCUCCCGCAUCCUCCUCUCGCCCGCCAAAGGCCCGCGAGUCCUCUACCUCCGCCGCCUGAACCGCCUCCUCGCCCGAUUCACUCCCUGGCAAAUCAUCCUCUCGACACUCACCAUCCUCUACGCCGUCCGUCAUGGCGAUGUACUGCUGGGAUUGCAGGCGCCUGAGCCGCUUGCGAGGCUGUACUCGAGGGAUUACUACAGGGCCACCUGGUUCGUCACCGCUCUCGACGCCGGUUUCGCGACGGCCAUGAACAUCCGCUGGAAAUGGCUGCGCGACAUCGCCUCUUUGCUCUUCUCGGCGUACUACCUGCUCUUAGCCAACGAAGCAGACGAGAAGCUGCGCAAAUUCCGCGCCUUUUGCACAGUCGAGAUGCUCCGCGUGACGUGGGAGAAGACGUCGAACCCGUACAUUCGGUUCUUUACGCGCAAGGACCGCCCGCCUGUCACGGUUCGGAGAAAGCUCUUCCUCCCGAGACCGCAAGGGAGCCGGUAUACCAAACCCCUCACCGUCUACCUCUACUACCACGGCCCCUCACUCUCCACCGCCCACGAACUCGUCAUGGACAUCCCCGGCGGAGGAUUCAUCUGCAUGAACCCGGAGCACCACGAGGAACGGUUGUUGAGGUGGGCGAGGAAGACGGGAAAGGUGGUCGUUAGCUUCGAUUAUGGGAAGGCCCCCGAGUACCCCUUCCCCUACGCGAUCGACGAGAUGUACGACGCCUACUCGCUCUUGCACGCGACGAAGGGUCGCUGCAUCGGCAUGAACACGAGCGGAGAGAAGGAGCUCAGGGUCGUGUUGACCGGCGAUUCGGCCGGCGCCAACAUCGCGACAGGCGUCGUCCUCCGCAUCCUCGAGAACCGCCAGUUCGCCUCCUCCUCCUCUCGCCCAUCCUCCUCCUCGACCACUCCGAUCCCUCCCCUCCCCGUUGCCCUCGUUUUCGCCUACGCCGCCCUCUCCUUCCACUUCACCUCCUGGAUGUCCUCCUCAGACCUUCGCGUCCUCCGCUCCGAUUCUCAUCCCGACAUCGCCUCACUCCUCCGUCAGAAGGACCACCUGGACCACCGUUCUCCGCUUGCGGUUGUUGAGGACGUGGAGAAGCGGAGUAGUGGGAGCGAGAGGGGGAGGCCGAAAGUGUUGAGGCGGCGGAGGACGACAAGUUGGGGACGCGGGUUGGUGAGAGGUUUACCGGGGAGCGCGAGUUUCGCGGCGAUCAGGGAGGGAUACUUCACGAGCUCGAAGAAGGCGGCGUCGAGCGAUCAAGUUGACCAAGCGGCGCGGGACGAGGAGGAAGAAGUACCGGUGACGGACGAGACGGAGAAGUCGCUCAGCGAGCGGGUGGUCUGGUGGGACGACCAGGCUUUCGGAGGGGGAGAACAGGUGCAGCGUGCGUUGGGGGAGAAGGUGAGGGAGGAGGAGAAGGGGGUUGGGGUGCGCGAGAAGGGGAAACAGGUUGCGGCGGUUGAUGGAGGGGAGGAGGGCGUGUUGAGCGAGACGAGGUUGGCUAUGACGAGUCGGACGGCGUUCUUCAAUGAUCGCAUCAUCUCGCCCUCAAUGUGCCGCGCCAUGGCUCUUCUCUACAUCGGGCCACGCAACGCGCCCGACCUGCACUCCGACUACCACAUCUCGCCCAUCUUCACUCCGCCCGCUCUCCUCGCGCAUUUCCCGCCCGUCUAUCUCUCCUGCGGCGAGCGAGAUCCGUUCGUGGACGAUACUGUCCUCUUCGCCGGCAAGUUGCGCGAAGCGAAGGAGAGCCGCAAGCUCGAGCUUCUCUCGCGCGAAUCUCGCUUCGGCGCCGGCUUGCGCAUGUCGUCGUCGACGACCGCGCGCGACCCGAUUCUCGACCAAGACGAGGACGACUGGGUGCAGACGAGCAUCAUCGCCGGCUGGAGCCACGGCUACCUCCAAAUGGUCAGCCUCCUGCCCGCCGCCGAGAAGGUGAUCGACAUGCAUGCAGACUGGAUCGUCGAGGCUUUCGAGCGCGCUGGGGAGGCGGAGGUCACGCCAACGCCGGGAGCUGCCCAGCCCAGCUUGCGAAGGUUGUUGUCGCCCAUCGCUGCUUCGCCGCUGGACGCUGCGACACCGAAGGGACGUGCGGGGACUCCAGCACAGCCGAUCAACAUCGUCCCGCCGACGCCGGUCGUCCCGCAGGUCGAGCUGGACGAGGCAGUCGGAUCGCCUACGCCUCCCUCCGUCACUGCGACGCCCGACCCCGAAGGCCUUAGGACGCCGGCUCAGACGUCAGAAGGCGAGGAAGACGUCCUGACAUUCACGCCUCGCCGCCGCCGUGGCUCGUCAAACGCAAGCAGGACAGGCAGCCCGUCUCCUGCCGUCGUGCCGAACAAGGUCUCGCCGCCGUCGCCGACGAGCCCGACGUUCACGCGCCGCACGAGCAGCCAGAGUGGUUCGCACGACGCGCACCUCGUCACGCCCGUUGAGCGAGCGCUAAGGGAAGACUUGCAUGCCUCGCCGCUCGUCAAGCACAACCCGCCUGCCUCGCUGUCCGCGCCUACAACGGGAGCCACUCCCCGCUCAGCCACGCCCGGUACGGCUCGCCUGGCAUCAGCCGGCCGCCCCUCGUCCUUCUUCACCGCACCCAUCCAGUCUCCCGCACCCGUCCGCUCCGCCUCUCGCACGCUCUCCCCGCCUCCUGCGCCCUCCCCAGCAGCCAUCAAAGGCGCGCGCUCCAACUCGUCUGGCUCCCUCCCGGCCCCGCAGGGAACCGUCUUUAUCGACGCCAAGGAGCUCCUGCGACGGAGGAAGGAGGACGUCGUGUUUGGGAUCUCGUCGUCGAAUGGCGGGACGCCGAAGAAUGUCAGUCGGGACGGGAGUCGGAAGGGGAGCGACAAUGAGGGCGAGGGAGAGGGGAAGGGCGACAAGAUCGAGCGGAGGAAGACGGUCGACUGA
Rhodotorula toruloides NP11 is the source of this 3057-nucleotide messenger RNA. RefSeq names its product hormone-sensitive lipase. Gene Ontology annotation, molecular function: sterol ester esterase activity; triacylglycerol lipase activity. Lineage: Eukaryota; Fungi; Basidiomycota; Microbotryomycetes; Sporidiobolales; Sporidiobolaceae. Gene Ontology annotation, cellular component: cytosol. The transcript is spliced from 9 exons. The coding region runs from base 1 to 3057 and encodes 1018 amino acids. The record is from RefSeq and is a predicted model, not a curated record. Gene Ontology annotation, biological process: triglyceride catabolic process.